This is a messenger RNA of Fraxinus pennsylvanica, 1332 nucleotides long. The record is from the annotation of a GenBank genome assembly. NCBI's taxonomy places the organism in Eukaryota, Viridiplantae, Streptophyta, Magnoliopsida, Lamiales, Oleaceae.
AUGACUGGCCGUCUAGUUGACAUUCAUCCCCGUGAACUCAGUUUUAUAUUUGAGGUUAAGAAACAGAGUACGUGCUCUGUUCACCUUACCAAUCUCUGUGAUCAAUAUGUAGCUUUCAAGGUGAAGACUACGUCACCCAAGAAGUAUUGUGUGCGCCCUAAUGUAGGCAUAAUCAAGCCAAAUUUAACAUGUGCUUUUACUGUUACCAUGCAAGCACAAAAAUCUGCACCAGAUGAUAUGCAAUGCAAGGAUAAAUUCCUGAUUCAGCAUACGAUUGUUCCAUAUGGCACAACAGAAGAGCAAAUUACAUCUGGCAUGUUUGCAAAAGAUGGUGAUAAAUAUAUUGAAGAGACCAAGCUUAGGGUUGUUCUCACGUGCCCACCCCAUUCUCCCAUGUUGCUGCCUGUUAAUGGAAUUUUGAAGCAUGAACCAACUAAUGACACGAAAGACAAAUUGCAGAGCAGAGUUGAAAAUUUACCCCCUUCACAGACGGUGAGAGAUUUUAACAUGAUUUUUGCUCUAGCAUUAUUUGAGGUUAAGAAACAGAGUACGUGCUCUGUUCACCUUACCAAUCUCUGUGAUCAAUAUGUAGCUUUCAAGGUGAAGACUACGUCACCCAAGAAGUAUUGCGUGCGCCCUAAUGUAGGCAUAAUCAAGCCAAAUUUAACAUGUGAUUUUACUGUUACCAUGCAAGCACAAAAAUCUGCUCCUGAUGAUAUGCAAUGCAAGGAUAAAUUCCUGAUUCAGCAUACGAUUGUUCCAUAUGGCACAACAGAAGAGCAACUUACAUCUGGCAUGUUUGCAAAAGACGGUGAUAAAUAUAUUGAAGAGACCAAGCUUAGGGUUGUUCUCACUUGCCCACCCCAUUCUCCCAUGUUGCUGCCUGUUAAUGGAAUUUUGAAGCAUGAACCAACUAAUGACACUUCAGUACCGAAAGACAAAUUGCAGAGCAGAGUUGAAAAUUUACCCCCUUCACAGACGCUUGUUAAGAACAUUGAGGAUGCCAAGAUUAUCGCAAACACAGAAGAGGAUAGAUUGCCCAAUGCUGUGGAAAAUGUGAAAUCUGUCCCUGCUAAGAACGAUAAGCUCAAACCUGACAAGGACAAAGAUUUUAAGCCAGACAAACAAGUGAAGGAUGUGGAAGAAACAAAGUUGAAAUUCACAAAUGAUAUUGAGGAGCUGAAAUCAAAAAUAACUGCCUUGGAUUCCAAACUUAUUGAGGCCCAAGAUACCAUCUCGAAUCUAAAAGAAGAAAAGAGCAGCACCAUUCAGGAGAAGGAAAUAUUAAAGCAAGAGUUGAGCAGGAGUUUAUGCAGGUGUUGGUGUAACUAA